Molecule: messenger RNA, 4930 nt
Organism: Chinchilla lanigera (long-tailed chinchilla)
Lineage: Eukaryota; Metazoa; Chordata; Mammalia; Rodentia; Chinchillidae
Gene: Plcl1
Product: phospholipase C-like 1
Exons: 6
Coding region: 493-3585 (1030 amino acids)
Biological process (GO): lipid metabolic process; intracellular signal transduction
Molecular function (GO): phosphatidylinositol-4,5-bisphosphate phospholipase C activity
Source: RefSeq, a predicted model, not a curated record
UUGCCCUCCCUCCGAGUCCCUCACGUUACAGGUUCCCCCUCAGUCACCUCAUUCUGGGCAGUGAAGUACUGUUUCAAUAGAUGCGCUAAGCGGCUCAGUCGGUGCUACUUUAUUUGCUUGUGGAAAUGCGCUCACUUGGUGGGUAAGAAGAGUAGGUACAGAGAUUGAGUAUGGUUUCCGUUGUCAUCCUUGGGGUUAUGAGUCAGCAGUUGCAGGGACCCACAGCAUUUUAAACAUGCCGUUGAAGUAGUGCACUAGGAAUAUUUAUUGUGGAUGUUGCAGUGUGCAUUUUAGAACAAAAGGAAAAUAAUUCCAGCCAAAUAUAACUGGGAAUUCAUAACUUGUAUUACAUUUUCCAAGGAAGAGAUUUGGAAAAUGUUCCUCUAAAGAGACAAAUGUGAAGAUACGACUUUGGGGGAAAUUAUGACUUAAAGUGUAGGUAGAAAUGGAGAGUUUUUACAAAGUUGUCCGCAGAAUUUGCAGUGUUCCAGGAUGAGUUUACUGUCCAAGAAUGGAGCAAGUCUGGAAGGGGUGAAGGACCCUUCAAACCAGAAAUGUGGCGGGAGGAAGAAGACCGUGUCUUUCAGCAGCAUGCCCUCAGAGAAGAAGAUCAGCAGCGCCCACGACUGCAUCAGCUUCAUGCAGGCCGGUUGCGAGCUAAAGAAGGUGCGGCCCAACUCACGCAUCUACAACCGCUUCUUCACCCUGGACACUGACCUCCAGGCCCUUCGCUGGGAGCCCUCCAAGAAAGACCAGGAGAAGGCCAAGCUGGACAUUGCAGACAUCAAGGAGGUCCGGCUGGGGAAGAGCACAGAAACCUUCAGGAACAAUGGGCUUGCGGACCAGAUCUGCGAGGACUGUGCCUUUUCCAUACUCCAUGGGGAAAACUAUGAGUCUCUGGACCUGGUGGCCAACUCCGCUGAUGUCGCCAACAUCUGGGUGUCUGGACUGCGUUACCUGGUGUCUCGUAGUAAACAACCCCUGGAUUUUAUGGAGGGCAACCAGAACACCCCACGGUUCUUGUGGUUGAAAACAAUGUUUGAAGCCGCAGAUGUUGAUGGGAAUGGGAUUAUGUUGGAAGACACCGCUGUCGAGUUAAUAAAACAACUCAACCCUACCCUGAAGGAAUCCAAGAUCAGGUUAAAGUUUAAAGAAAUCCAGAAGAGCAAAGAAAAAUUAACCACCCGAGUGACCGAAGAGGAGUUUUGUGAAGCUUUUUGUGAACUUUGCACUCGGCCAGAAGUGUACUUCUUACUUGUGCAGAUAUCAAAAAACAAAGAAUAUUUGGAUGCCGAUGACCUCAUGCUGUUUUUGGAAGCGGAGCAAGGGGUCGCCCACAUCACUGAGGGGAUGUGCUUGGACAUCAUCAGGAGGUUCGAGCUUUCUGAGGAAGGGCGGCAGAAGGGGUUUCUUGCCAUCGAUGGCUUUACUCAGUACUUACUGUCACCAGAAUGUGACAUUUUUGAUCCCGAGCAAAAGAAGGUUGCCCAAGAUAUGAGCCAGCCCUUGUCUCACUACUACAUCAAUGCCUCCCAUAACACCUACCUAAUAGAAGACCAGUUCCGGGGCCCGGCUGAUGUCAAUGGCUACGUGAGAGCUUUGAAAAUGGGCUGUCGCAGCGUUGAACUGGACGUAAGCGAUGGUCCAGAUAACGAACCGAUCCUUUGCAAUCGAAAUAACAUGAGCACACCCCUGUCCUUCCAGAGUGUCCUGGAGGUGAUUAAUAAAUUUGCCUUCGUUGCUUCCGAGUACCCGCUCAUCCUCUGCCUGGGGAACCACUGCUCCCUGUUGCAGCAGAAGGUCAUGGCGCAACAGAUGGAGAAGGUCUUCGGCGAUCAACUCUACACGGAAGCCCCCUUGCCGUCCGAAUCCUACCUCCCGUCACCAGAAAAAUUGAAAAGGAUGAUUAUCGUGAAGGGAAAGAAGCUGCCUUCUGACUCAGACGCACUGGAAGGAGAAGUCACAGAUGAAGAUGAAGAGGCCGAAAUGUCUCGCCGGAUGUCUGUCGAUGACAGUGGUGAGCAGAAACACAUAUGGCUGUGUCGUGAGCUGUCUGAUUUGGUAUCCAUUUGUAAAUCUGUUCAGUACAGGGACUUUGAACUGUCUAUGAAAAGCCAGAACUAUUGGGAAGUUUGUUCAUUUAGUGAAACAGAGGCCAGCCGGAUUGCGAAUGAAUACCCAGAAGAUUUUGUGAAUUAUAAUAAGAAGUUUUUAUCAAGGGUCUACCCAAGUGCCAUGCGGAUUGACUCCAGUAACUUGAACCCACAGGACUUUUGGAAUUGUGGCUGUCAGAUUGUGGCAAUGAAUUUUCAGACUCCGGGUCCGAUGAUGGACCUGCACACGGGCUGGUUCCUUCAGAAUGGGGGCUGUGGCUAUGUUCUGCGGCCAUCCGUCAUGCGGGAUGAAGUUUCCUACUUCAGCGCCAACACGAAGGGCGUCGUGCCUGGCGUGUCUCCUCUGGCCCUGCACAUCAAGAUCAUCAGUGGGCAGAAUUUCCCAAAGCCCAAGGGAGCGUGUGCCAAAGGAGAUGUCAUCGAUCCCUACGUGUGCGUGGAAAUACACGGAAUCCCGGCUGACUGUGCCGAGCAAAGAACUAAAACUGUGCAGCAAAACAGCGAUAAUCCUAUUUUUGAUGAAACUUUCGAGUUCCAAGUAAACCUUCCCGAGCUGGCCAUGAUCCGCUUUGUGGUUCUGGAUGAUGACUACAUCGGGGAUGAGUUUAUAGGGCAGUACACCAUCCCGUUUGAAUGCCUGCAGCCCGGGUACCGGCACAUUCCCCUGCGCUCCUUCGUGGGCGACAUUAUGGAGCAUGUGACCCUGUUUGUCCACGUAGCGAUCACGAAUCGGAGUGGCGGGGGGAAGGGGCAGAAGCGCAGCCUCUCUGUGCGGAUGGGGAAGAAGGUCCGGGAGUACACCAUGCUCAGGAGCAUCGGCCUCAAAACCAUCGAUGAUGUCUUCAAGAUAGCAGCUCAUCCCUUACGGGAAGCCAUCGAGAUGAGAGAAAACAUGCAGAACGCCGUAGUGUCCGUGAAGGAGCUGUGCGGGCUGCCGCCCAUCGCCAGCCUGAAGCAGUGCCUGCUCACGCUGUCCUCGAGGCUCAUCACCGGCGACAACAGCCCCUCCGUCUCCCUGGUGAUGAGAGACACCUUCCCGUACCUGGAACCUCUGGGCACCGUUCCUGACGUGCAGAAGAGGAUGCUGGCUGCUUAUGACCUGAUGAUUCAAGAGAGCCGGUUUCUCAUAGAAAUGGCAGAUGGAGUUCAGGAGAAGAUUGUCCAGUGCCAGAAAGCAGGGAUGGGCUUCCACGAAGAGCUGCAUAAUCUGGCAGCGAAGGAAGGCUUGAAAGGAAGGAAACUCAACAAGGCGGCCGAGAGCUUUGCGUGGAACAUCACGGUGCUGAAGGGCCAAGGAGACCUGCUGAAGAGCGCCAAGCAUGAGGCCCUGGAGAACAUGAAGCAGGUCCAGCUGGCCUGCCUGUCCUGCGGGCUGAGCCGGGCGCCAGGCGGUGGCACCGAGGCCAAGGGCAAGCGCAGCCUGGAGGCCAUCGAGGAGAAGGAGGGUGGCGAGGACAACGGGCGGCCCUGACCGCCCGCCGGCCGCCCGCGCCGCGCUGGCUUUCUUCACGUUUUAGGAGUUCACACAAAGAUGUGCUCUGUGGGGUGUCGGACAGAGACGUGUUUUCACAAUGUCAGUAUUUCAGUGUAGUUAAUUUAUCUAAGUUAAAACCUUUAGAUGCAGUGUUUUAAAUCCUGAGAUGUGUGUACUCACCUGUGUGUGUGUGUGUGUGUGUGUGGUGUGCACAAGAGAGAGAGAUUGAAAUCCAUUCUGUGUUGCAUUAUUCAUAUUAUUCAUUUAGUAAAUUAUUCUCUUGUCUGUAUCAUCAUUUUGGGACAAAUUUGUUAAUCUGAAAUUCUAAUGAGCACUUCCUGUAACCUGAUGCUGCGUUGAACUUUACGUCUCUGCCUCUGUCAUUACUUUAGAGAUCUUAGCGUAGCUUAUGAUUAAAGAAAGCCAAAUUUGCCAAAGCAUAGGUGUUUUGAUAGAUUAAGUAUAGAUUAAAAAUUCUUAAGAAUCACAGUAGAAAUUUUAAAAACUGAGAGAUUAAACAAAUGUUCAGAAGUGCUGGAAAGAUUAACAAUAGUCGUUUCUUCAGUCAGCAAACUCUUUAAAAUGCCAAAUAAAUCAAUGUUUAGGUAGUUUCCUGUAGUCAUUUACUAAACAUACAAUUUCAGCACUCACAGAGGAAUUUGUACCCACUCGUGUAGCACUCAGAAACACACAGAAAGCAGGAUUUGGGCGUGACAGUAACAUUCACUUACGGAGUUUCAGGAUUUGUAGACAGAUUUCAUUUCUCCAAACUGGGAGUCUAGCAUUCGUUUCCUGCAGCAAACAUGGGCACUGGGGGUUGGCUUUAAAGAGACUCAAUGCAGGGGACUAAAUUUACAUUUACGCUCUGCUCAGACAGUGCCGUACCAUCAGGCCGAGCCCACACAAAUUCUGUGGGUCAGUUAACAUCUUCCCGAUGAUUUCAGAACUAACUGAACACAAAACAUCUAUCAUUUUAACACAUACAGAAAAACACAUGUGAAAAGAAACAAACGACUAAUUAGGGUACAUAUAUAAUUACAUCUAAAUCAUUUUUACCCUAAUGUCUUCAUAAAGUACUUGAGUACAAUGUUAAUUACCUCCAACAGAACUAAAUGUUCUAUGGUUAUGAAAGAAUGUAUUUAUUUAAAACAUUGCUUUUAUUUUGAAAAGCUUCUUAAUUAAUUUGAUUAACAAAUAUGCUAAUUGGGGGGACUCUAGAGAAGAGAAUUGUUGAAAUUUUGCAAAUAUAAACAUCUUCCUCAGCUACUGUGUUGCUUCUGAGUUCUUGACACUAUUAUGUUCAUGGUGCACAUUACUGAGAGAGUAAAGAUCGUGAAAAGCA